UUUGCAACUUUUAGACGUGAUACAUUCCCAAGUAAGAUUACACGGGAAUAAAGAACAACAGCAUCCAUGGGAAAGACUUCAGAAGCCUGCAUGGUGCCUAUUAACGUAUUGGGCCGAGUUCUGAUGCUAGGGAUGUUGUUCGCGCUCGUGGCAGUCCCUUGCUUUAUCUUCUACAAAGAUGCAUAUCCAUUACAGUGUCUUCAUAUCUCGUCUCAAAACGAUAUUAGUGAUUCCCCUCCAUUAAUAUUAAACGAUGAGCAAGUGAAACUGGAGAGACUACUGAAGACAGCAGCUAUGAAGGACAAGACUGUUAUCUUAACAACAUUGAAUGAAGCAUGGGCAGCUCCAAACUCAAUAUUGGAUUUGUUUCUUGAGAGCUUUAAAAUAGGAGAAAACACCAAAAAUCUUUUGAAUCAUUUGGUGAUCAUUGCAAUGGACCAGAGAGCAUACCAGCGUUGUUUAGAAGUGCAUCCUCAUUGCUAUGCUUUGAAAGUUGAAGGAGUCGAUUUCACGGUGGAAGCAUAUUUUAUGAAAGGGAAUUACUUGAAGAUGGUGUGGAGUAAAAUUGAUAUCCAGAGAAGUGUUCUUCAAAUGGGUUACAACUUCCUUUUCAUGGAUGCUGAUAUAAUGUUGUUUCGAAAUCCAUUUACCAGGUUUUACAAGGACACCGAUUUCCAAAUAUCUUGCGAUAAUUAUCUCUUAAACAACUCUUAUGACUUGAAUAACAAUCCGAAUUCAGGCUUUAUAUAUGCUAAAUCUAACCAUAGAACAAUACAGUUCUACAAGUUUUGGUAUGACUCAAGAAUUAGUUAUCCUAAUCAGCAUGACCAAGCUGUACUUACGACAAUAAAAUCUGGACCAUUUAUAAGAGAAAUUGCAUUGACGAUUAGGUUUCUUAAUACAAAUUACUUUGGUGGGUUUUGUGAACCAAGUAAAGAUUUGAACCAAGUUUGCACAAUGCAUGCAAAUUGUUGUGUGGGUGUGGAUGCCAAAAUCCAUGACUUAGGUGUCCUGCUUGAUGAUUGGAGAAACUACAAGUCUUUAUCACCAAGUGUUCCGAGUUCAUGGAAGGGAACAUGGAAUGCACCACAAAAUUGCAGUGUAAGGGUCGACCACCAUUAUAGACCAAAAAAAGUGAUGCACGAAGAAAAGAAAGAUUAACAACAAGAGCUUCAAUUGUCACUUUGGAAGUACAAAAAUAAAACUCAUACCGAUUUCAGAAGGGUACAUACGUUAUCUCGAAUCAAAGAAGAUAAGUAUUUGAGGAGCUCUUUUUCUGCUCGGCAGGACGGAGAUUCGGUAAAAUAUUGUAGUAGUAGUUAUCUUCCCAUUUUAUUUUCAAAGUUGAUGCCUAUUUCUUAGGCUUGACCUUAAUAUUGGCGUACCGUUUGUACCAUUUUUUUUGGAUUUACCAAGAAAAAGAAAAAAGUUUGUAAAGAAUUUUUUACAUCUUGAACGAAUAAAUGUGUGCACAAGAUGAUG
Papaver somniferum (opium poppy) is the source of this 1482-nucleotide messenger RNA. RefSeq lists its product as uncharacterized. The coding region runs from base 67 to 1161 and encodes 364 amino acids. The transcript has 5 exons. The record is from RefSeq and is a predicted model, not a curated record. Lineage: Eukaryota; Viridiplantae; Streptophyta; Magnoliopsida; Ranunculales; Papaveraceae.